Molecule: messenger RNA, 4536 nt
Organism: Ectocarpus sp. CCAP 1310/34
Lineage: Eukaryota; Phaeophyceae; Ectocarpales; Ectocarpaceae
Source: the annotation of a GenBank genome assembly
AUGUGCUUCAGCAUUGCCUGCGGGCUGCCGCGUGACCUCGGAACGGGCUGUGGCGGCGGCGGCAGCGGUGGGGGGCCCGUGGCGGGAUCAACCGGAGGGGGGGGGUACAACCCGUCCGUGCCCACGGCGUAUGGGGUCCCGAACCACACGGUGCGCGCCCGCGCGCUAGACGCGGCGCUCAUGAUCUGCAAGCCUCCCGGGUUUAGCAGCCCUGGUCAACCGGCCGGCGGGGGGAUCGGGAUCGGGGGCGGGGGCGGGGUGGCGGCUACCGCUGGGGGCGUCAUCAUGGGGGAGAAGUUCACCAACAGCGCUCUCCACAAUGGCCUCCAGCUGUUCAUCGGCCGCCUCUUGAGGCCGUUCUGGUUCCUGCCGGUAGUUGUGGCGCCGCCAGGCGGCAGCGGCGGUGGGGCUAAACGGUCCGCCGACGGGACUGUCAAGAGCGGCGGUUCGCCACCGCCGCCGCCGUUCGUCCGGGACCUCGAGGCUCUGCGCGUCCCGCUGGAGUCUCUGAGGGCAAGCAUCCGCGCGGUCUUCCCCCGCGCCGUGGGCGAAGACCUCGCGGCCCUGGCAAGCAGAGAGGCCAAGGCGGCCGCGGCGGUGCCGGCGAGCGGGGGGCUUCUCGGCAACGGCGGCUCGGCGGGUAGGGCGGCGGCGGGCGGGCUGGUGGUGGCCCCCGGAGGAUACCCGACGCCGGAGACCCCGCAGCAGCGGAACCAGAAGGCGCUCAAGCGGGAGGCGCUGGAGGUCCACGCUGCGUACCGGCUGGUCUCCCGCGCGGCGGAGGCGGUCCGGAUGGCCGGGGUCCUCGCCCGCGCGGCGGCAUCCUCCGCCGUUGGCGGCGCCGCCGCCGUCGACAACGUCCCCUGGUCCUCGCUCGACGGAGUCCCGCUGUGGCGGCUCGUCACGGGGGGAGACGAGCACCGGCGGGCGUCGUUCCUUCUCGCCGACCUGGUGGGCGCCACCACUAAGGGCAACAACAACGCGGAGUCCCGCAGGGACUACGCCAGGGAGCUAGGGUCCUGGUGCCGCGGGUUCUUCGGGGCCGGCGACCGGCAGACCUUCGAGGGCGUCGAGCUUCUGCGGCGAGCGGCGGCGAGCGGUAGCGGUAGCAGUAGCGGUAGCGGUAGGCUGACAGCGGCGGCGGAGGCGGACGCGCGGCGGGGGGCCGAGCUUCUGGCCGAGGCGGCCCGGGAGUGGCGCGGGGAGCGGGCGCUGGGUGCCGACGGCCAGCUCGCGCGCGCGUGCGCCGCGCUGACCGCGGUCGGGCGGCUCGAGGCCGUCGUGGACGUGUGCAUGACGUGCGCCAAGAACUUCGGGGAGGGAGUGGUGGCGUCCGGCGGCGGAGGACAGGGGGGCGGGGGCGGCCUUGAGGCGUGGGAGGAAGGCGUUUAUCAGGGCGGGGGCAUUGUUGGUGCGGAGCAGAGGGAGAAGGCAAGGCUGGAGUGCUAUAAGAGGGUGCUCGAGGCUGUGGUUGGCCUGCUGAAGCAGGAGCGGCAGCAGCUGCGGUCGGCGGCAGCGGCGGCGGCGGCGGCGGGGCAGGGUGGAGUGCGCGGUUCGAAGAAGGUGGACAGUCUCAUCGCGCGGUGCCUGUCGUACAAGGCUCCGCUGCUAGAGGAGAUGCUGUUCGGGGUGUUGGAGGAGCACGACAAGAAGCUGCUGUUGAGCAUCAGGACCCCGGGCGUGGAGCAGUACUUAAAGAGAGACCCCGAGGACCUGUUCAGGCACUACAUGCUCAGCAAGGACUACCCCAAGGCGGUCCAUCUGAUGGAUCGCGAGGCCCGCGUUGAGGCCGGGAGCGGCGUGCACGUGCGGCACCGCGUGGAAUGUCUGCUCAAGGCCAUCUCGGCUUGCCACAAGUGCGACCUCGACUCUGCCCAGAUGGUGGCUCCCGGGUGGAGCCUGAACCACGCCAAGCUCCGCACGAUGGAGGACGAGAGAGACGUGCUGCUCGUGCAGGAACGGCUUCUGUCCGAGCUUAAGGCCACGAUGGCUCCACUCGAGCGCUUGGCUCAGGAGGGCCGUGGCACCGAGGGUCUGAUCGCCGAGCUGUCAGAGAGAAGACGUAUCGCGGAGACGUGGACGACCGACAUUGUAGACCCUUCGGAGCUGUACAGGCAAGCCUCUGGCUCCUUCCUGUGGGAGGGUUGCCUCCGGCUGAUGCAGUGCUGCGAGUUCGACGAGCCGAUCGUGGCUAAGAGGCUCAUCAGGUCCAUUAUCUGGCGAGAGGUACCCUCCGUGAGCCGAGGGGGCUCUAAGUGCCGCGCGCAGGUGUUCAUCUCCUCCAUGAGGGAUCGCCCGGGCGAAGUGGAAGUGGACGAUGUCCGGCAGGAGUUGGACAGGGGACUUGGCGGCGGCGGUGGGGAUGGGGGUACGAGGGCCGGGAGGCGAAUCGCUUUCGAGGACGACGGUUGGUUCACCCCUUUGCUGGACAAGAUGUCGGUGCUGUCGCAAGAGCUGCUGGCGCACAAGGCAAGCUUCGUGCUCUCCGUGGAAACGCUGUGCCUCGAGCUGCAGAUGAUAGCCGACGAGUUUCACGAAGCUGGGGGGUCGGCGUCGGCUUUGUGUGUGGUUGAGGCGGUUGGCCGGGCGGGCUUGUCGGCGUUGGCCCUGCUCGAUGCGUACGAGUACCUCAACCAGCACCACUACCCGUCCGACGAUCACGCGAGGCUGAGGCGGUUCGCCGUGAUGGCUCGGCUGCUAGAGCUGGCUGCCGCUGGCGGCGACGGUAACAAGGCGGCGACGGGGGGCGUCGGGCUCGUCUCGGAGACCAUCCGGCCGGAGAGGCUGGAGCGCCUGGCCCACGACACCCUUGCCGGCCUCGACUCUCUCCGCUUCUCCUCGUCCGCGGGCGCUGCCCGUGGGGAUGACGCGGACAGGGAUGCCGGUGCCCGCGAGCUUGUGGAAGAGGUCAGACGGAAGGUGGACAAGCUGGUACGGUCCCCUCGAUUCCCGCGGAACGGCAGCAGGAUUAGCAGGCCUUACUUUUGAUCAGGGGUUGUUGGUGUGAGGAGUGAUAUUUGUAUUUGUUUUGUUUUUUUCGAAGCUUGUACACCCGUUUUUUUUCGGGUUUAUGGCCGUUGACUGAUCACGGAAUUAGGAACGGUCAGUUGGACCGUAGUUUUCUUGGUGGAAAUUGGUUUUUGUGACGAGUCUCGUUGUUCAUUUUGUUUCUUUGAAGUGGCGCAUGUACCCGUUUUUGGGGUAUUUGGCCUGUGAAAGACCACGGAAGAAGGCGCCCACGUCAGGUGGACCGGUACGGGCGUUUGGGGGACGUACUGAGCACAGACCGGGACGUUUGUUUAAUGCCAAGACGAAACACAACAGCAGCAGCAGCAGUAGCAGCUGCAGCUGCACUCCUCCUGGGUAACUUGUUUGUCUGGUUGGUUGGUUGCUGUUGCCGCAGCCGCGGAUGUUUUUUGUUGGCGUGUGAAGGGGAGAGUCGGCUUGAAAGGAGGGAAAAGCCAUGAGCAAAAAAUGUGUCUAGUUUGACCGAUCGUUUUUUUCUCGCAGUUGCUGCUAUGGUGUUUCUUUCACGCACCAAGGUGUCUGGCGAAAUAUGUUUACUCUCCUCCGUGAGUUUGCACGUUUCUUUCAGCGUGAUGACCGCCGGAUUUUGGUUGUGCGGCUCGAAGUCGUUGACACGUACGCAUACGUAUGUUCUUCCCGAGGGCGUCGCCAGAUGAACUCGUAACGGACGCACGUUUUCGUCUAAUUUUUUUUUUCGUGCGACGGUUCGUCCGGGUGUUAUUUAGGUUCUGUGGAGGAGUGGGGGACUAGAGCAUACCCAUUCCCAUCCGGUUGGGAUGUCUGAUGUUGUGCUUUAAGGCAGACGAGACGAGAGCUGCCUUCCCUUGCUUCCUCUCGCCCUCUUGCGUGCUUUGCAUGAUGUACCACUUGUCGUAGAUUGGUCGUGUGGUUUCGUUGAGUUUGAUCCGCCCCCCUCCCCCCUUAGACACGUUUGGCAAAAUAGGAAGGAGCGUUUGGCCGUCGUUGAUCGGUCCUCUGUGGGAACGGCGAUCCUUCCCCCAGAGGACACGUGGUCAAUGGUCCAACAAGUAGUGCAUGUGACAGACAUGAGUACGGCCCCCUCCCCUCCGUUUGCUUUGGUAUCUAGUCUGCCUUUGGGGGGACGAGGACUGGACCGAGGAGAUGGUUGACAGCGGGAUGACUUCCAUCGUCAAGAGCCGAGCAACAUUGUUGCCGAAGGCCUGUAAUAGUUGGUUUUAUCACUUUUUCUUAGGAGGGAAGGUCGGGACUAGUGGCUUCUUCUCUCCCUCAGUGUGUGUGGUCCGUUUCUCAUGUCUUGUUGGCAUGUGGCUGCAAUAGUCGGGCGCGGAGUCCAAUCGGACGUGCCGAUCGAAAGGUCUUUUUCUUUUGCGGAAGGUUCGAAAAGACACCUUGUUGUUUUUGGGGUACGCACAUCCAUCAGUAGUAGUAGGUGGUGAAUCUAUCGGCACCGGUAAUAGUUAGGUGGAGAGAUGACCGUUAAAAAAAAAAUGGGGGCCCACCGGUUGAUGGACGGACCCCUUUGUGAAC